AUGUAUCUCAAGGUCCUGGUACCGCUCUUCGUGGCAUUAACAAACUCUCACCCAUUCCUAGGGUUUGGGAGCAACAAUGACUGGGUUCUCGUUGAACCAAAACCAGGACCGAACCCUCCUGGCGAAUGGAAGUCAUUUCAGACUGUUCCACCAGGGAAACAAGCAGAUUUUACUCUGCAAAACGAUCAGGCCACCUACGUCUGGACAGACUCUGGAGUGAACUACAAAAUCACUGCCGAUACUAAGCCUGGUCCCACUGGCAUCAAUGGCAACUCGAUCAUUGGCCCCUAUACAUUUACCAAUGGGACCCAAACCGAAGUCGCUACCUUUCUAGAAAUGACGAACGAUGUCGAGCUUUUUUUUGGGGAUCCGAACGCGGAUGCAAAACGAAAAGCCCAUAUGCUCAGCAACAUCGACAACUUGUUAAAGACCUGCGAAGACGUCACCAACAAACUCGUCUGCCCUCAAAAUCGUGACGAUCUUGUCCCAGUGCACGAUGAGCUGCGCCGUCUCCUCAACAUCGGCGAGAUCUCAUUCAUCAUCAUCGACUCGUUCCUCGGGGCAGCUGUCGGAGCGGCUGGUACUGCUGCCGUCCAAGCGUGGAACCAUCAGAACAUCACUGACCAGGCAGUACUGAUCAGCAUUGAAAACGCUGCCGUAGUCACCGGAUUCGUGACCUUCGGCCAGAACAUGCGAGCGUACCUGACCAGUCAAGCAGGCCAGGGCCCCGGCGGCUCAAUCGUUGGUCUCACGUGGAUCGGAAUGGCGCACAGGGUGGCCAUCAAUAUCCGGGCCAUGACACGAGGUCAACGGCCACCUCUCCCCAUCCUUCCCAUCACGUCGCAGCAACAAGCGACAGUGAGUCAGACUGCUGAUAUCUUGAGCGAUCCGUCCAAUCCGUGUACCUCGGUGGAAGCCGCGCAAGAGGCAGCCAGGGCUGUUGCCACGGCUUCGGAAACUGCACCUGCGAUAGAAGCUAUCGGUAUGACAAACUUGGAUAAUGCUCAAGCGCAACUAUCGACCGGAACUCGAGCAACCCUUUACUAG
This is a messenger RNA of Bacidia gigantensis, 1047 nucleotides long. RefSeq lists its product as uncharacterized. NCBI's taxonomy places the organism in Eukaryota, Fungi, Ascomycota, Lecanoromycetes, Lecanorales, Ramalinaceae. Bases 1 to 1047 code for a protein of 348 amino acids. The record is from RefSeq and is a predicted model, not a curated record. The transcript has a single exon.